AUGAGUGGCUUCAGCAGUUUACCUUACCUGGGAGUGUUGGUCAUAGCUGUGAUCGGCAACAAGAUGCUGGAUGACUGCCUGUCUUCCAAACCUAGAUUCACCAUGAACGUCGUGCUGCUGGAAGACAACACGUACGCGUGGAGUCGGCCCUUCGUGCAGGCUGCAGUGGAGCGAGCCAUCGAAGAGGACAGGAAGGAGAACAUUAAACAUAAUUUAAGCUUCACUUUGACGGCCAACUUCCAAGGCUUCAACACCACCCUGUACAACCGGCAGGGCUGUGGAAGCAGCACCUGUGAGGGCGUCGCCAUACUCAAGAUGCUGCAUAAUAAAGGUGAAGUUGGAUGUGUUAUGCUGGGUCCUUCCUGCACGUAUGCUACCUUCCAAUUAGUGGAUGAUGAAAUUGGACUGACCCUGAGCAUUCCGAUCAUUUCUGCCGGGAGCUUCGGCCUCUCUUGUGACUACAAGCCCAAACUGACUCGGAUCUUGCCGCCGGCACGCAAGAUCUCGUACAUGUUCUCCCACUUUCUGAGGGAGAAGUUUCUAUUCAAGGAUGAGUGGAAUCAUGUUUAUGUGUACAAGAAGUCGAUCUGUAACGCGACCGAGGACUGCUUCUGGUACACCAAUGCACUGGAAGCACCUUCAUCCAACUUUGCCACAAAGAUAAAGAGAGAGAUGCUACGUUCUGAGGACGAACUAAAGAAAGCUCUCACUUCUGAGAAAAGACACAGUAACAUUUUCAUCAUUUGUGGCCGUCCCCGUGACGUUAUUUCACUGGAGGCCAAAGUGGGCCCACUUCACCAGGAUAUCAUGUUCAUUCUCGUGGACAUUUACAAUCCGGAGUAUUAUGUCAACACUACAUCCAGUCAGGGCAUGCAGAAAGUCCUGGUCAUCACUCUGCCACGGAGGAACUAUAACUAUUUACCCUAUAACGACACAAUCAAUGACUAUGUGGCUGGCUAUCAUGACGGUGCUCUACUGUUUGGUAAAGUGCUGAGGGAGAGGAUGUUGAGUCAGCAGAGUAACUAUGGUAACCGAGGAGCUCAUGAAGUCCCACUGAGUGACAACCCAUUCGGGAAUGUCUCCUUCAACGGCAUGGGAGGCCACUAUGUGCUGGACGAGUAUGGUGACAGAGACGUUAACUUCUCGAUGAUUUACACAUCGACAGUUACCGGCAAGUAUGAGACUCUGUUAGUAUUUGACACAUCAAGGAAUGAAACCGUAGACGUGGCCCAUAACCCUGAUCUGCCAUGGAAAGGAAAUCACCUGCCCAAAGAUGUACCAGAAAGUUUACAAGACUUGAACUUGCAGGAUGUGAUUGUGAUCGUUCUGAGCCUCAGUGUUGUCGUGGUGACCGCCAUCGCUCUCAUCUUCUACAAGCAGAACAGAAAAGAACAUCAAAUGCAGAAAAAGUGGUCUCACAUCAACCCUCACCUGAUUGGUCCGCUGGACGAAAAGGAGGUCUCCCUAAAGAUCGAUGACGAUAAAAGGAAGGACAGCACGUACUUCACACAUCGAGGCCGCUACGACAAAAAGCCAGUUAUCUUGAAAGAGCUGAGACAGACCGAUGGAAACUUCACAGAGGACCAGAAGAUUGAGCUCAACACUCUGCUGCGGAUCGAUUACUACAACCUGACAAAGUUCUAUGGCACAGUGAAGUUUGAGUACGGUGUGUUUGGAGUGUUUGAGCUGUGUCAGAGAGGCUCCCUCAGGUACAUUCUGAAUGACAGAAUCUCUUACCCAGAUGAAACCUUCAUGGACAUGGAGUUUAAAAUAUCAGUCAUGUAUGAUAUAGCAAAGGGCAUGUCAUAUCUCCACUCCAGUAACAUUGAAGUCCACGGGCGCCUCAAGUCCACCAACUGUGUGGUUGACAACCGCAUGGUGGUGAAGAUCACCGACUUCGGCUGCCACACCAUCCUGAGGCCAUGCAGAGAUGUAUGGACAGCCCCGGAGCACCUCCGUAAGGAUGGGGUAUCUCAAAAAGGAGACGUCUACAGCUAUGGCAUCAUCGCGCAUGAAAUCAUUCUGAGGCGGGCACCGUUCUAUACGCAGUUCUGCUCGAGUCGUACAGAGAAGAUGUACCGAGUGCAGCAUCCCGAUGGGAUGGGUUUCUUUAGACCAGAACUCAACUUUGAUGGCGUGUCAGAGAAGGAUAUUGAGUUGUACAUGCUGAUAAAGAACUGCUGGGAUGAAGAUCCAGAACGGAGGCCGGAUUUUAAGAAAAUCGAGUUAACUCUGGGUAAGAUUUUCAGCAACCUGCACAAUCAAGCCACGGAGACAUACAUGGACAACCUCAUCCGUCGCCUCCAGAUGUACUCCAGGACCUUGGAGCAUCUGGUGGAGGAGAGAACGUCUUUGUACAAGGCUGAGAGGGACCGAGCAGACCUCCUUAACUUCAUGCUACUUCCUGGCCCAGUGGUGCGUUCGCUGAAGGAGACGGGCAGAGUGGAGCCGGAGCUCUAUGAAGAGGUGACGGUGUACUUCAGCGACAUUGUGGGAUUCACCACCCUGUGCCACUACAGCACCCCCAUGGAGGUGGUCGACAUGCUCAAUGAGAUCUACAAGAACUUUGACAGUGUCCUUGACCACCAUGAUGUCUACAAGGUUGAAACAAUAGGAGAUGCAUACAUGGUUGCGUCAGGUUUGCCUAAACGCAACGGUGACAGACAUGCAGUAGACAUCGCACACAUGGCCCUGGACAUCUUGUCAUUUGUUGGGACGUUUGAGCUGCAGCACUUGCCUGACAUUCCUUUGUGGAUACGUAUUGGUGUGCAUUCAGGGCCCUGUGCUGCUGGAGUAGUGGGGAACAAGAUGCCCCGCUACUGUCUGUUUGGAGAUACAGUCAACACCACGUCACGAAUGGAAUCCACGGGCCUGCCUUUGAGAAUCCAUGUAAGUCAGUCCACCAUCAACAUCCUGCAGAGGACUGACUGUAAAUUUGAGUACGAGCAGAGAGGAGAGACAUACCUGAAGGGCAAAGGUAAAGAGAUGACUUACUGGUUAACUGGAGUGACUGGAGGAAAAUAUAAUCUACCCACGCCACCAACAGCGGAGAACUUCCAGCGACUGCAGCAGGACCUGGCGGAGAUGAUCGUGUCCAGCUUGGAAAAGCGCGGAGAAGGCAGAGAGAGCUUCGAAAAGAGGAAAACGUUGUCCGCCAGACGCAGAGAAACCAACAGCAGCUUUCAGGGGGAAAGCCCACCAGAAUACUUCCACCUGGCUGUCACUGAUGACCCCAGUACUUAUCUGUGAUGACAGAGUACUGCCCCAUGCAGUGUCAGCCAUAAUCUGCACCUGUUUGAAUGAACACUGCUAGAAUUGUUUGGACAUAGCUGCAGUGACUCACGCAGGCAUGUGGAAACUGAGACUCACAGCAUGCUGAGGCAGUUAUUUUUGCAUCGUGUUCAUUCUUCAUUUCCAACUGCCUGCAGCCCAUCCUUCCCGCAUCAACUUUUUAGUAAGAGCAAGGAAGGCAUUUAACGGCAUCAUAUACAAACCGCCAUUAUUUAAAGAGCUCAGCCUAAAAUGGGAAUCCAAAUCAAAUAAGUGAUAUCUUAAUGAUAUGUUUUAUAUUUGUUGUGUACCACAUUGUUUUCACUCAUUGAUUUAUGUUUUAGGGAUUAGUGUCCAAUAUGCUCGACUAAAGUAUUCCUCAUGAUUGACACACAGGUUGAGGGAUACAAGUGUAUAGUUAACUAUUCACAGCCGUAUGAGGCGGCACGGUGGGCGACUGGUUAGAGCGUCAGCCUCACAGGUCUGAGGACCCGGGUUCAAUCCCCGGCCCCGCCUGUAUGGAGUUUGCAUGUUCUCCCCGUGCCUGGGUGGGCAACUCCGGUUUCCUCCCACAUCCCAAAAACAUGCAUUAAUUGUCAACUCUAAAUUGCCCGUAGGUGUGACUGUGAGUGCGAAUGGUUGUUUGUUUGUAUGUGCCCUGCAAUUGGCUGGCAACCAGUUCAGGGUGUACCCCGCAUUCCUGCCUGAUGACAGCUGGGAUAGGCUCCAGCAUGCCCGCGACCCGCGUGAGGAGAAGCGGCUCAGAAAAUGGAUGUAUGAGUCAAACAAACACUAUAACAAUAUAUGAAAAAUAAAAAUAAAUAAAUUAAUGUAAAUUUUUUUUUAAAAAGAGCAGUGAAGAAAAAACUAAGUGAGUGUUGAAUCAUGGAUGUGAAGUCAUCAUCUUGAAACACACAAUGAAGUAUUCAGUGCACUUUCUACAUGUGGGGGUGGCCUCUUAUCAGUGAUGUUCUUAUGUCAAAUUGGUAAGGGACCAACCAAUUAAUUUACUCCAUUUGCUUUGUUACAAAUUGGAAACAUGAGAAAAAAUCCAUUGGGAUUCAUUAGCAAAUGUCACAAAUGACAUUAAAUUCAUCUACCGGGUAAAGCAAUGUAUAAUUGAGUUGCUCUGAUUCUUUUUUAAGGUCACCUCUAAUGUUUGCGACGUCAUUUGUUGCCGGGCAGAGUUGGUAGGGCUCAAUCAUGACGGCCCCUAAAACAUUUUGGCAUUGGCAGUCAUCUGGACUCAACUGUUUGAACAGCGAACUGGAGAAUGUGACGUGAGCCACACUUACAA
Phycodurus eques (leafy seadragon) is the source of this 4567-nucleotide messenger RNA. RefSeq names its product guanylate cyclase 2Ca (gene gucy2ca). Gene Ontology annotation, molecular function: guanylate cyclase activity; protein kinase activity; peptide receptor activity. The record is from RefSeq and is a predicted model, not a curated record. Bases 1 to 3249 code for a protein of 1082 amino acids. Lineage: Eukaryota; Metazoa; Chordata; Actinopteri; Syngnathiformes; Syngnathidae. Gene Ontology annotation, biological process: protein phosphorylation; intracellular signal transduction; receptor guanylyl cyclase signaling pathway. The transcript has 27 exons.